UCUCACGGGUCCUUCUGACGUGAAGGGAAAAUGGCCGCGUCCGUUUUCUGCAGGAGAAUGCUGGUGAGCUGUAACACAUUGAAAAGGAUUUUAACACCCCAAACACCAAAUUGCGCGAGCUACCCGAGCGGGGUUCUACUGCAGAGAGCAUCUUAUAACCCCAAACCUCUGAAACUCGAUCUUCGUGCUCCUUAUAUUCCAGACAAGAGCAGCGAGAAGACGCCAGAAUGGCAGAAGACAAGCAAAUACGAUGGCAAGUUAUACGGUCGCUACGGCUCAGCGUCAGGUAUCGACCCUGCCUCGUUGUGGCCCAGCCACGCAGAGCUUGACAACAUCAUCGCCGAGGAAAAUGAGUGGCAUCCUCCAUUAGAGGUCAUGUUGAACAAUAUCGCGGCCAAGCAAAAGGAAGAGGCCGAAAAACGCAUGGCAAAGGAGAAGCUCAUCGCAGAAAACAUGGCCAAAAUGCCCAAGAUGAUCGCCGACUGGCGCAGAGAGAAGCGCGAAAGCAAACAGAAGCUUAGAGAGGAGAAGGCACGUCGCGAGAAGUUACUCGCUGAGGCCAAAGAGCGUUUUGGUUACACAGUGGACCCCCGCAGCCCCAAGUUCUUGGAAAUGGUUGCUGAAAUUGAAAAAGAAGAGAAGAAAAAGAGGAAACUCAUGAAACGCAGACUGAGAGAGGAACAGUUGGGAACCACUGUCACCCCUCCAGUUACUUCCUCAUAAACUUGGACUCAGUCAGGAAGAACUUGAAUAAAUGUCAGUCUGUAUACAUAAUGAGACCACUUAAGUGCUCAUUUUGUUUACUAAUACCAUCUGGAAUUACAAGACAUUAAUAUUUUAAACUGAGAAUGAUUUGCUUUCCAAAAUUAAUUAUCAUUGUUGCCUGUCAUUGUAAUAAAUAUUUCUGUACAGACAACAUUGUGAAUAUUACAAAUUGGAGUUAGUAGAAAUGAAAACCUCACAUGAAAUGGGGCAGCAGUACCUCGUCUCUUUAAACUGUGAACCCAUAGCUUCAAAGCCGAAGUGAGGCUAAAGUCCUGCUGCAGAUAAAAUUUGAAAACAGUAGGUAGUUGAGAUUUUAGUCUGAUUCCUGGCUGCUAUCGAGGUGCCAUUGAAAAAGGGACAAUCAAUCCCAGUUCAAGUCACUCAGGAUGAAAAAAAUAUUCAACAUUUAUCCAUUUUUUUUUUUACAAAAUACAUUUCCAAAGGUACUAUUGAUGUGAAUUUUCACCAGAUGUUGGGAACGACCCAAGUAAUGCCUAUAUACAAAAUAAAACAAAUGAGAAAUUAAAUUGUGUAAACGUUGUGAAAAGCCAAGACAACACCUAAAAUCUAUCAACUGUAGUUCAGCCAUUUGUCACUGCAAAUUAAAUCUGAAUAGAUGGCCUACAACCAGGUCUCAUUGCCAAGGUGGGAGUCAAGACACCUCUCAUGAUAGGUAGGAGCAGAGAGCUGUCUCAAGACCAUUACAAACUGUAAUUGGUGCAACAACAUAACUAUGGCAUUUAUUACAGGCACAAAUCAAGUUUCUGAAUGUUCCAGGGAGCACACACAAGUGAAAAGCCAAUCAUACCACCCUAAAUUUGCCUUCUUCAGGUGCUCCUCGAAAGAUUUCUGACAGAGGAGUGCAAAGAAUGAUCAGGGUUGUCGUCUAAGAGCCAAGGACCACCUGUGGAGAGCUACAAAAAGACCUGGAAUUAGCAGGUACUGUUGUCACAAGAAAAACAGUAAUAUACUCUGCUGCCAUGGCUUGUAGGCACAUUCAGCUCCCAACACCCCAUUGCUGGAAGAAAAAAAAACAUGUCCAAGCUCAUUUAAAGUUUUUCAAACAUUUGACAGUCUCGUUUGAUGCCAGGAAGAUUUAACUCUUCGGUUACCGUAACAUACAUCUCAUUUGGAGAACAAAUAGUACUGCAGGUCCCCCUUAUAACAUACCAACGGUAAAGUUUGUAAGUGGGAACUUGAUCGAGUAGGGCUGCUUUUCAAAAAAUUGUAGCUUUCUCGAAGCAGUGAUCGGAAACAAAGGCUUUCGUGCCAAGUAUUAAAUAAAUAGCAGUUGGUUUUACAUUAUUAUACAACUUAAUUUCUGAUCUGUUUUUCUACUUUCUUUGUAUGGAUUACUUGGGUUGUUGAAAUUUAUGUCAAAAGAACCUUUGAAAAUAUAUGUGAGGAAAAAUGGUGACGUGUUUGCUUAUUUCAGCUGUUGUACUUUUUGACAACAUAACACACUGAUCUCAUGAUAAAAAUGUACCAUACUUCUCUUAUAUUAAUCCAUCAGAAUAAUGCAUUUCCUGUGAAUGUUUAGAGUGACUUUAAUCAGCGGUUGAUUCUGGUUAUUCAUAUGUAAACAUUGUCCAUAAAAUGAAAUGUCUUUAUACACAAGUCUGUAAUUUAAUAUACAAUUAAAGCGCUAUUAUCCAACA
Messenger RNA from Syngnathoides biaculeatus (alligator pipefish), 2423 nucleotides. It is a transcript of the gene gadd45gip1, whose product is annotated as growth arrest and DNA-damage-inducible, gamma interacting protein 1. NCBI's taxonomy places the organism in Eukaryota, Metazoa, Chordata, Actinopteri, Syngnathiformes, Syngnathidae. The record is from RefSeq and is a predicted model, not a curated record. The transcript is spliced from 2 exons. The coding region runs from base 31 to 723 and encodes 230 amino acids. Gene Ontology annotation, cellular component: nucleus.